Messenger RNA from Trichosporon asahii var. asahii CBS 2479, 6447 nucleotides. Its product is annotated as pre-mRNA splicing factor. NCBI's taxonomy places the organism in Eukaryota, Fungi, Basidiomycota, Tremellomycetes, Trichosporonales, Trichosporonaceae. The coding region runs from base 1 to 6447 and encodes 2148 amino acids. The record is from RefSeq and is a predicted model, not a curated record. Gene Ontology annotation, molecular function: ATP binding; nucleic acid binding; ATP hydrolysis activity. The transcript is spliced from 2 exons. Gene Ontology annotation, cellular component: nucleus.
AUGUCGGGAAGCGGCAAGAGGGAUUUGUCCCAGUUCAACUACGGAGCUAUCAGUAGUCUCGUCGUCAACCAGGAUCGAUCCGUGAUCAGGAGCGAUGAGCCUACCGGACAGCCCGAGUCGCUUGUUGGACGAAUCAGUGUAAAGGACAUGGGAUCACGCGUUCAGCAUGAAGCUCCGAAGGAUCUUGAGAAGAAGAAGGCCAAGGCUCAGCGAUCGCAAGCCGAGGCCGAGGAGCGCGCCAUCCGCCGUGCGCAGGAGGCUUCAACAGCGCGCUUUGGAGCUGCCGACGUUCUCGCCUCUGUCGCCGAGAUGGAAGGGCUGCGGUAUCGGCCGCGUACCGCUGAGACCAGCGAGGUCUAUGAGCUCCUGCUCGGCCUCGUCCACCGCCAGCUCGGAGACCAGACGUCCGAGGUCGUGCGAUCCGCCACUGACACCAUUCUCGAGUCGCUCAAGGACGAGGACAUGAAGGAGUUUGACAAGCGCAAGGAGGUCGAAUCGAUUGUCGGAUCCGUCACGGAGGAUGCCUGGGGCCAGCUUGUCAACCUCAGCAAGAAGAUCACCGACUACACCGAGGAAGAGGAGGGACCGACCGGCGACGACCGCGAGCGUGCUGUCGACAACGAGGGUGUCGCCGUUUUGUUCGAGGACGAUGACGACGAUGACGAGGAGGACUUUGAGAUCAAGAACCGCGCCUCUGACGACGAGGAUGAGGAUGAGGACGAGGACGAGGACAAGGAAGAGGAGGAAGCCGAGGCCGAGCCUAUGGACGAGGAUGACGCCGUCGUGGUCGGCAAGUCUGGAACGAAGCAGAAGGAGAAGUCGGACAAGGUUUCACCGCACGAGGUGGAUGGGUUCUGGCUCCAGCGUCUCAUCGGCUCCUACUACCCCGACCCCGUCCAGGCUGCCGACUUCACGCAGCAGGCUCUCGAUCUUCUCGGCUCGGAGGCUGAGCUCCGCGACCUUGAGAACUCUCUCGCCGAGAUGUUCGGUUACGAACACUUCGACCUCAUUGCGACGCUCACGAAGAACCGCGACGUGAUCGUGUGGUGCACCAAGCUCGCACGUGCGGACGAGAACGGCCGUCAGGACAUCGAGGUGGCGAUGCGUGAGCGUGGUGUGGGAUGGAUUCUGCGCGACUUGCGCGGCGGACGGAAAGACGAGCAGGAGGACCAGGCUAUCGUCGUCCCCAAGAAGGCUACUCUCGCUCCUGGGUCGGUCGCGCAGCCGCAACGAGUCAUCGACAUCGACUCAUUGGUCUUCUCUGAAGGUGGACACCUCAUGUCCCGCAAGAAGGUCAAGCUUCCGGAAGGCUCGUUCAAGCGUCAGUUCAAGGGAUACGAGGAGAUUCACGUCCCGGAGCCGAAGCGCCGCGAGCUGCAGCCCGGAGAGCUCGUACCCGUCACGGCGAUGCCCGAUUGGACGCAGCCGGUGUGGCAGAGCGUGAACGCGACCAAGCUCAACCCGAUCCAGAGCAAGGUCUACCCGAUUGCCUUUGAGACCAACGAGCCGAUGCUUAUCUGUGCGCCCACUGGUGCCGGUAAGACGAACUGUGCCGCGCUCGCCAUGCUCCGCACAAUCGGCCAGUUCCGGGAUCCUGAGACUGGACACAUCGACCUCGACUCGUUCAAGAUUAUCUACGUCUCGCCCAUGAAGGCGCUUGUGCAGGAGCAGGUUGCUGCUUUCAGCAAGCGUUUCAAGGACCUUGGCAUCAAGGUUGCCGAGCUCACCGGUGACUCGCAGCUCACCAAGCAGCAGAUCACGGAGACGCAGAUUAUCGUUACGACUCCCGAGAAGUACGACGUUAUUACCCGUAAGGCUACCGACACGAGCUACACCAACCUCGUCCGUCUCAUCAUCGUUGACGAGAUCCACUUGCUCCACGAUGACCGUGGACCGGUCCUCGAGUCGAUCCUCUCGCGUACUAUCCGCAAGAUGGACCAGACCCGUGAUGAGGUUCGUGUCGUUGGUCUUUCCGCCACGCUUCCGAACUACAAGGAUGUCGCCGCCUUCCUCCGUGUCGACACCAAGAAGGGUCUCUUCUACUUUGACGCUUCGUACCGACCAGUCGGCCUCAAGCAGCAGUUCAUCGGUGUUACGGAGAAGAAGGCUAUCAAGCGUCUUCAGACGAUCAACGAGGUGUGCUACGAGAAGGUUCUGAACCAGGCUGGCAAGUCGCAGACACUUGUGUUCGUGCACUCGCGAAAGGAGACUGCCAAGACGGCCAAGUUCCUCCGCGACAUGGCCAUGGAGAAGGACACUCUGACCCAGUUUAUCAACCCCGAGGGCGCCUCUCGUGAGGUCCUCAUUCACGAGGCGAACGAGUGCAAGGAUCUCAACCUCAAGGACCUUCUGCCCUUUGGUUUCGGUAUCCACCACGCCGGUAUGAGCCGCGAGGACCGUACCGUUGUCGAGGACCUCUUCCUCGAGGGUCACAUCCAGGUGCUCGUCUGUACCGCCACCCUCGCUUGGGGUGUCAACCUGCCCGCCCACACGGUUAUCAUCAAGGGCACCCAGGUGUACAACCCUGAGAAGGGUCGCUGGUCCGAGCUUUCGCCGCAGGACGUGCUGCAGAUGCUCGGUCGUGCCGGACGACCGCAGUUCGACACUUUCGGAGAGGGUAUCAUCAUCACGAACCACGGCGAGCUGCAGUACUACACCAGUCUGAUGAACCAGCAGCUCCCGAUCGAGUCGCAGUUCGUCUCGCGUCUCAUCGACAACCUCAACGCCGAGAUUGUCCUGGGCUCGGUUCGCAACCGCGACGAGGGUGUGCAGUGGCUUGGUUACACCUACCUUUACGUGCGCAUGCUCGGAUCGCCUGGUCUCUACAACGUCGGUGCCGACUACCUCGAGGGCGACGCCGCUCUCGUCCAGAAGCGUGCGGACCUCAUCCACUCCGCCGCUGUUCAGCUCGAGAAGGGCGGCCUCAUUCGCUACGACCGCGCCACCGGCGUCUUCCAGUCGACCGACCUCGGCCGUAUCGCCUCGCACUACUACAUCACGUACUCGUCCAUGGCGACUUACAACAAGCACCUCAAGCCCGGACUCGGUCUCAUCGACCUGUUCCGUGUCUUCGCGCUGUCCAACGAGUUCAAGCUCAUCCCAGUUCGUCAGGAGGAGAAGCUGGAGCUCGCCAAGCUGCUCGAGCGUGUUCCGAUUCCCGUCAAGGAGAGCGUUGACGAGCCGGUCGCCAAGGUCAACGUGCUCCUUCAGGCGUACAUCUCGCAGCUCAAGCUUAGCGGUUUCGACAUUGUCACCGACAUGGUCUUCGUUCAGCAGUCUGCUGGUCGUAUUCUGCGCGCCAUGUUUGAGAUUUGUCUGAAGAAGGGAUGGGCUCAGCCGACCCACCUCGCCCUCGAUAUGUGCAAGAUGGUUGAGCGCAGGAUGUGGAAGGCCAUGUCCCCCCUCCGCCAGUUCCCUCGCAUCCGUCCCGAGAUCGUCACCCGUGCCGAGCGCAAGGAGUUCCCGUGGCACCGCUACUUUGACCUCGACGCCGCGGAGCUUGGCGAGCUGAUUGGUCUCCCCAAGUCUGGUCAGAUGAUCGAGUCGCUCGUGCACAAGUUCCCGCGCCUUGACCUGCAGGCGCACGUGCUCCCGCUCACCCGCUCGCUGCUCAAGAUCAACCUGACGAUCACCCCCGACUUCGUCUGGGACUACGACAUCCACGGCCAGACCCAGCUUUUCUGGAUCCUCGUCGAGGACGUUGAUGGCGAGCGCAUUCUUUUCCACGACACCUUCGUGCUCCGCGAGAAGUUUGCCACGGAUGAGCACUACGUCACCAUCACCGUGCCGAUCUCGGAUCCCGUCCCGCCCAACUACUAUAUCUCGGUCAUUUCGGACCGCUGGAUGCAGAGCGAGACGCGCCUGCCCGUCUCGUUCCAGCACCUGAUCCGUCCCGAGCCUUUCCCUCCCCACACUCCUCUGCUGGACCUCCAGCCCCUCCCCGUCUCGGCGCUGCACAACAAGGCGUUCGAGAACCUCUACCCCUUCAAGUCGUUCAACAAGAUCCAAACGCAGGUCUUCCAGGCGCUCUUCACGACCGACGACAAUGUCUUCAUCGGUGCCCCUACCGGUUCUGGCAAGACGUUCUGCGCCGAGUUCGCCCUCCUCCGUCUCUGGAGCCAGCGCGACCCGCCGCGCGCCGUUUGCAUCGAGCCGUACCAGGAGAUGGUCGACAUGCGCGUUGCCGAGUGGUCGGAGAAGUUCAAGCCGCUCAACAAAGAGGUUGUUGCGCUCACUGGCGAGGCGACCGCUGACCUGGCUCUCCUCCGCAAGUCUGACAUCACCGUGUGCACGCCCGCACAGUGGGACCUUCUCUCGCGCCGAUGGAAGUCGCGCAAGGACGUGCAGGAGAUUGGUCUUCUCAUCGCCGACGAGCUCCAGCUCAUCGGUGGCGAUGUCGGCUCCACGUACGAGGUCAUUGUCUCGCGUACCCGCUAUGUUUCGCAGCAGACCGGCAAGCCGACUCGUAUCGUGGCCUGCUCAGUCUCUCUCGCCAACGCCCGUGACCUCGGAGACUGGAUCGGCGCGUCGUCGCAGAACGUGUUCAACUUCUCGCCGGCUGCCCGUCCCCUCCCUCUCGAGGUGCACCUCCAGAGCUUUAAUGUCCCUCACUUCCCGUCGCUCAUGCUGGCCAUGGCCAAGCCCGCGUACCUGUCCAUGGUCGAGAACGCCAAGGGACGGCCGACGAUCAUUUUCGUCGCGAGCCGCAAGCAGUCCAAGCUCACGGCCAACGACCUCGUCACGUACGUGCUCGCCGACGACGAUGAGCAGCGUUUCCUCAACGUCGACCCCGAGGAGCUCGCGCCGCACCUGGACCGCCUCGAUGACCAGGAGCUCGCUGAGACUCUGAGGUACGGUAUCGGCUACUACCACGAGGCGCUCAGUAAGAAGGACAAGCGCAUCGUGACCGGUCUCUUUGACACUGGCGCCAUCAAGGUGCUCGUCGCGAGCAAGGACACGGCGUGGUCUCUCCCCGUCUCGUCCUACAUGGUCAUCAUCAUGGGCGUGCAGUACUUUGACGGCCAGGAGCACCGCUACGUCGACUACGCCAUCGCGGACGUGCUGCAGAUGAUGGGCCGCGCGUGCCGACCGACGAUUGACAGCUCGUCUCGCUGUGUCCUCAUGUGCCAGCAGACGCGCAAGGACUUCUUCAAGAAGUUCCUGAACGAGGCGCUGCCGGUGGAGUCGAGCUUGCCGAGCUACCUGCACGACCAUUUCAACGCCGAGAUUGUUGCGCGCACGAUCGAGAACAAGCAGGAGGCGGUCGACUGGUGCACGUGGACGUGGUUCUACCGCCGCCUCGCGCAGAACCCGGGCUUCUACAACCUGCAGGGCACGUCCCCGACCCACGUCGCCGAGUACCUGUCCGAGCUUGUCGAGAACACGGUCAACGACCUCGCCGAGUCAGACUGCAUCAUUGUGCAGGAUGACAUGGACCUUCUCCCGAAUAACCUGGGCAUGAUUGCGUCCUUCUACUACAUCUCGUACAUCACUGUCGAGACGUUCUCCGCCUCGAUCAAGGACACGACCAAGCUCAAGGGUUUGCUCGAGAUUGUCUCGUCUGCCAACGAGUUCGAGACCGUGCCCAUUAGGCAUCACGAGGACUCGAUCCUGUCCCGCAUCUACGACCGCGUCCCCGUCAAGGUCGCCAAGCCCGAUUUCCACUCCCCGUACUUCAAGACGUACCUCCUGCUGCAGGCGCACUUCAGCCGCCUGCACCUGCCCCCCGACCUCGUCAUCGACCAGGCCGCCAUCCUCGGCAAGGUCACUGGCCUCCUGUCUGCGUGCGUGGAUGUCAUGUCGUCCAAGUCGUACCUCAAUUGUCUCGGCGCCAUGGACCUGUCGCAGAUGUGCGUGCAGGCCAUCUGGGAUCGCGACUCGCCGCUCAAGCAGGUGCCGUACUUUGACGGCCCCGUGCUGCAGCGGUUCAAGGACGCGGGUCUCGACAGCGUCUACGACAUCAUGGAGCUGGAGGACGACCAGCGCAACGAGCUGCUGCAGAUGAACGACCGCCAGUUGGCGCGUGUGGCCAAGUUCGUCAACUCGUACCCGAACAUUGAAGUCGCAUACGAGGUGGAGGACGCGGACAGUCUCGACUCCUCGACGCCAGUCACGCUCAAGGUCACGCUGGACCGCGAGGCGGACGAAGACGACCCCGACGACAUGGCGGCCGACGCGCCCCUCUUCCCGCACCGCAAGAUGGUGCAAUGGUGGCUCGUUGUGGGCGACGCCAAGUCCAAGAACCUCUACGCCAUCAAGAAGGUCACGGUCAAGGCGCGUCUCAAUGCCAAGCUCGAGUUUACGCUCCCGCAGGGCACGCACAACCUCAAGCUGUACUUGAUCAGUGACAGCUACUCGGGCGCAGACCAGGACUUUGACCUCGACCCGCUCGUCGUGGCCGAGGGGGAGAGCAGCGAUGAGGACGAGAGUAUGGAUGAGGACGACUAG